This is a messenger RNA of Erigeron canadensis, 2244 nucleotides long. RefSeq lists its product as uncharacterized. The coding region runs from base 30 to 2138 and encodes 702 amino acids. Lineage: Eukaryota; Viridiplantae; Streptophyta; Magnoliopsida; Asterales; Asteraceae. The transcript has 5 exons. The record is from RefSeq and is a predicted model, not a curated record.
UGAACAAUGGAUAUGGGAUUGGAAAGAAGAUGGCAAUAACCGGAAUUGCCAUCUCAGCCGCCCCACUUGUGCUUCCUCCAAUUGUGGUUUUUUCAGCUAUGGGGGUUGCAUUUUCAAUCCCUUCCGGGUUUGUAUUUGCAUCAUAUGCCUGCACUAAUAAGCUUAUGACCACAUUACUGCCGAUGCCACCGUCGCCAGUUUUACUCGAACAGUAUGCUGACGAAGAUGAAAAUGAAAAAGCAUUAAUGAAUGAAGGGGUUGAGUUAGCUUAUGAAGCAGACAAGGAAGUCGAGACACCAGAACCCAUUACGGUUAAUGAAGGUAGUGUCGAAGAUAAGACAAAUAAAGAUGAUUACUUUGUCGAUGGAAGUGCUUCAAAUGUCGUUUCCGAAGAAAUAUUUAAGGAUGUGAAGACAGCGGAGCCCGUUACGGUUAAUGAAGAUAGUACCGUUGAAGAUGAUAACUUUCUCGAUGAUAGUGCUUCAAAUGUAGUUCUUGAACAUGUUGAAGAUGACGAGACAACGGAACCAGUUAUAGUCAGGGAAAUUGAGACUGAAAAACAAGUCAAGGAUGGAAGUGAGAAUGACGAACCCAUAGGCGAGAUGCACCGUGUUGUUAUUUUAUCUCCAGGAGACGAAGGGAACAACUUCAAUUCAAGACAAGUAGAAGAAUUAGAUUUAGUGGCAAGACAAGUGGUUGGAGACGUUGACCAAGAUACAGGGAACAUUGACUCUGAUGAAAAAGUAAUGAGAGAAAGUAUGGGAACACAAGAGGAAGCUGGCAGUGACAUCCGUGAUGAAGGAAGGGAAGAUAGUAGUUUGCGAACAAGGAAAGAUCAUUCGGUUAAUGUAAAUGUGGGUGCUAUGAAAAUCGAUGAGGAGACUGGUUUGAUUCUGUUUGAUGACCAAAACACAAGCGUGAAUUUCAAGGCCCUUGAAGCUGGUGGAGAAUUAAAGGGAGAUGUUGGUAAAAAUGUGGAUGUAUUGGAACUUCCUGCUUUUAGACAGGUAUCAUUGGAUACAGAUAAUGCAGAAGUUACAUCUAAAACCAAUACUAAAACGCCAUCCAGAGAGGACGCAUUAAAUGAUAUGAUGAUUUGGGAAAAAAUAGGAGAAAAGAGGGCUAUAGAACAUAUGGGGGAAAUGUCAUUGCUUAGUAGUAGACUUGUUGAAAAUAAGGGGAAAGAGCCGUUGCUUGAGAGUGAACUCAGUGAACAUCAAAGUAAGACGCGGGAAGUAACCGUAGAUAGUUUGGAAGAUAUAGUGAAAGGAAGCACCGGACUGCUGGAAAAACUAAGGGAUGAAGGGAGGGUAAAUGAUAACACCGUUGAAGAUGAUAAUUUUAGUGUUCCGAAUGUACUUCUUGAAGAAAUUAAGGAGGUUGAGAAAACAGAACCUGCCACGGUUAAGGAAAUUGAGACUCAAAUACUGGUGAAGGGUGGAAGUAAGAAUAAACAGACUAUAAGCGAGAUGCACCAUGCUAUGCUUUUAUCUGCUGGAAACCAGCAAAACAACUUCAAUUUAAGAGGAGUAGAAGCGUUGGAUCUGGUGUCAAGAGAAGUGGUUGUAGAUUUUGAUGAAGAUGGAGGGGCCAUUGACUAUCAUGAAAAGGUGAUGACAACUGGCGGUGGCAUUAUAUCUGAUCAGGGAACCGAAGAUGUCAGUUUGGGAACAAAGAAAGAUCAUUUGAUUCACGCAAAUGCAGAUGCGAGGGAAAUGGGUGGUGAGAGUGGUUUGGGUUUGUUUGAUGAUCUAAAGACGAGCAUGGAAUCUCAGAGCAGUAAAGGUGGUGGUGCAUCAAAGGAAAUUGUUGAUCAGAAUGUGGAUGAACUGGCACUUCCUGCUUUUAGAAAUAAAGUAUCAUUGGAUACAGAUAAUGGAAGUGUUACCUCUAAAAUGAAGGCAAAAACACCAUCCAGAGAGGGCGUCUUAGAAGACGAGAAGAUAUGGGAAAAAAUAGUUGCAAUGAGGACUAUAGUGGGAUACAAUGCACCCAGGCAACCAACAUGCAUGGGUGAGCUAAAAGCUCUAUAUGUCUUCGCUGGAGUUGAGCCACCAGCAACAUUCGAAGGUAAUACAGAUUUAGAUGAUGUGAACGGGAAGCUCAAAUUCCUUAUGGCAAUUGUUGGGGUAAAGUAACGAGACUCCGAAUAAUCUGCACUCGUUUGUAUUUAUAUGUUUUUAAUCUUUUAUUAAUAAAAUGUUGUAAAACUAUUUAUAAACUAGAUGAUAUGCUUUUGUCCAA